AUGGUUGAAUAUGUGAUCCGCCCGAUGUACAUAAUACCUUCAUUAUAUGAUAAAUUGACUAACUGCGCCACCAACUGGGCUCCUACACAGUCGUCAUUCGUUCUUCCAGAAUCAAUAAAUUCAUCUGCCUAUAUGUUGAAUGAUCAAAUGUAUCCCAUAAAUUCAGUCAUCCCUUCUCGACAAGUUGCUACUAGUUCUUGUCGAAACUCCGAUUUAUUUUAUGAUAAUUUCAGUUAUAAAACCUCGAACCUAGGUCAGUUGCUUGAAGAAAAUGUUAUGUUCUCAAAGCAUUCUGCUCAUAAUAGCAUUAAUCAUGAUGGUAAUGAUGCUGACGGCGAUGCUCAACCCAAACUGAACUUCACCGAUCCACUGAUGACAGAUAUUGCAGUUGGGGAACUAGAUAAUUCACCGAAUUCAAGUCAGGAGUUUGAAAUGUUACUGAUACCUCCAUCUUCAUUGUCGACAUCAUCGUCAUCAUCAUCGCUGGGUUACAUUAGUGGUCAUCCCAGUUCAAUGUGCUCAACUCCUACAGAAACUGAAUUUUUCAACUCAUCUGCUUCAUCAUUGUGUUCUAGUUAUAGCAACAACAAUAAUAGUAACAACAGUAGUGUUAAUAGCAAUUUAGCGUCGUCAGUUGAAUGUGGUUCCUCCUCAUCGUCAUCAUCAUCAACUGGUUCAUGUUGUUCAUUUCAACCACAACAACCCUAUAAUGGUGUGAAACACUCUGACCUUUGUGAUAAUUUAUUUUCGAGGUCGAUUAACUCGAGUACAACUUCCACAACCACCGUUAGUAAUAGUAUUGCAACCACCACUUCCACUGGUGUUAAUGCUUCUAAUGGAUUAGUGAAACUCGUCAGACCAUCCUAUAUUCAUGUACAGAAUCGACAACAUGAAGAAUUAUGUUUGAUGUCAUCUAAGAAUAAUGGCAAACCCGUUUGGCAAAUGAAAUUUGGUCGAAAACAGCAUGUUUACAAUCAUACAAUGUUGAACAACACUUCAUCACCUUCAUUCAUUACACGAUUUCGUUUUCAUCAUCAUCAUCAUCAAAAUCAGUAUAUAAAUCAUCAGUCUAGACGCCGUUUCACCCUUAUGCCAAAAAAACCAUCUUAUUUAAAUGAUCAAGUUGAAAAUCAAAUGUAUAACAUUCAUUCAACUCAAAUGCAUUAUGAUUAUUCUCCUAGUCCGGCAAUACAACUGACCAAUCAAAAUAUUACUAAUUAUCAAGAACAAAAUAUCCACUACUCCAAUCCUGACCUUUCCGCCUACACAUUUCAGUUGUCCCCGUCUAUUCCAGACAGUCAUCACAAAGAAAAACCUUUCUGUAAUAAUAAUAAUAAUAGUGGUAAUACUGAUAAUGUGAUGAACAAUCCAGUCGGUAGGAAAGAUAAUUUUUUGCACAGUAUUCCGUUAAGAAGGGAGAAGCAUGAAUUUGCAUCUGUUAGGUCAUCACCAUUACCUUCUUUACCCACCACUAGUAUUACUGAUAUGACCCAUACUACCACUGCAACUGGUGAUAUGUCUUCAGUAAUGUGCAAAAGUCCUUCUAGAAAUUACUGUAGCAACUAUCCAAUUAGUCCGCCUAAUCCUGUUCAAAAGAGACUGCAUUUGUUACAGUUUAUUAGUAAAAUUUUACAAUAUUCUUCUGAAUCUUCUUCUUUAUUCACAUCUUGUUCGACAGCUUCUUCGCCCUCUUCAACUUCAUCUUCUACUCAUCCUACUUCCACACUCAUUUCUUCUGUAUGCUCAUCAACAAUGUCUCCUGCCUCUACAUCUUUACAUCCUGGCAGUCAACAAGAUCAGUUUAUUCUACAUCUUUUCACUCCUAAUUCACAAUUUCUUAAUUGUGUACAAUGGAUUGAUAAACAGGCUCUUAGUCGUAGUUUAAGACUUUACUACGUCUCUGGGAAAUUGGAACGUAUUCGGGGUCAACGUAAUCAAUAUCGUUUUUUAGAUGUAAAUAUUUGA
Molecule: messenger RNA, 1965 nt
Organism: Heterobilharzia americana
Lineage: Eukaryota; Metazoa; Platyhelminthes; Trematoda; Strigeidida; Schistosomatidae
Source: the annotation of a GenBank genome assembly